UUUCAGAAACCAAAUACUUCAGAAUUAGAAGAAACAGCUGAAAGUACAGUUAAAGUUGAUUCUGAAGGUUUUAAAAUUCCACCAGUGCCUGGAAUGAAAGGUUCACAAAAUAAAAGUCCUAUUAAACAAGAAGAAGAAGUUGAAAUGGAACCAGAAAGAAAAAGACAAAAAUUGGAAACAGAACAAAAAUUACAUGGAGAAACAGUUCAUCAUGAUCCUAAAAAAGAUGAACGAACAAUAUUUUUAAGUAAUCUAUCUUAUGAUAUAGAUGAAGAACAAAUUCGAGAAGUAUUUAGUAAGAUGGGCGACAUUACUGAUUUAAGACUUGUUCGAGAUUACAAAGGUCGUUCUAAAGGUUAUUGUUAUUUAGAAUUUGCAACGGAG
This is a messenger RNA of Centruroides sculpturatus (bark scorpion), 384 nucleotides long. Its product is annotated as nucleolin 1-like. The transcript is spliced from 3 exons. NCBI's taxonomy places the organism in Eukaryota, Metazoa, Arthropoda, Arachnida, Scorpiones, Buthidae. Gene Ontology annotation, molecular function: RNA binding. The annotation marks the transcript as partial. The record is from RefSeq and is a predicted model, not a curated record.